This is a messenger RNA of Sclerotinia trifoliorum, 2340 nucleotides long. Lineage: Eukaryota; Fungi; Ascomycota; Leotiomycetes; Helotiales; Sclerotiniaceae. The record is from the annotation of a GenBank genome assembly.
AUGGCUUUUUCAUUCAAAUUCUCGUCCGAAUCAUCAACCGUUCCUAAGAUCAAGUAUGAGUCUAAUAAUCUCAAGUACUAUAUGAGCGGUACAGACAUUAAUCUCACCGAGACCCCGAGUACGUUGGUGUGUGAUUCUGAGCGACCCUUAAGCAAUCACAAACCUAUCUCCGUCUCUUUUAAAAGUAACACAAAACGUUUGGAAUGGAGCAAGAACACCUACAUAGGCAAUGCGAGCGAUGGUUUUUGGGAUCCUGAGCACGGUGCCUGCAACCUCACCUUCAAGUGGUCGGCUAAGGGGCAGUGGAAAGGGAGCCAGAACAUGAAAGACCAUCCGAACCAACUGGGUAUUACUUUUAAUUUCGAUAAUACAUUCGGAGUGGAAGUCAAUGCAGAAGGAGCAAGUUUUUGGAAUAGCCUUUUAGGCAAGGUCGAUUCUGUUCCUUCAGAGUAUUCAAGUCUUAAGCCACCUGCACCGACUAUCGACCUAAAGCUAAAGCCGUUGGAUUACUUUUUAACGACAAAUCUUCUGUUACCCGGCGAGCAAGUGUUUAUUGCCGACUCACCGGUUCCGGAGAACAGCGGAAUUCAGUCUGGACUUAUGACACCUCGGGAUACCAUUCUUACAGGUCAAAUUGCCACGAGUCUUGCCGGAAAGAACAUGAGGAUUAAGGCGCUCAAUGCUCACAGGCUGCUAUCAGGACAAGCAAUGGUGGCGGAGCCUUCCCCACCACCCACCGGCUUAAAUGGGUGGAAAGAGGCUUUGCUCUCUUUUCCUGACAAUAAAAUCCUGGCCGACAUGUUACUAUGUUACUCUAAAGCAACUGAUAAAACAGACGCUGCCAUCGAAAGCGUGCUUGCGAGUCACAACUUUAAAGAUCUCAUUGAUGCUGAUUUCUUCGCUCUCUGGGGCACCAGCAUGGACCAGUUGAUCAAUCCCAAGUCCACGACACAGGCUGCUCCUAAACUAGCUGAAGCAGCUGGAAUCAGAAGCAUUGAUCUUCGGCUUUUUGGAGCCAUCUACGCAGUCGCUCAGCCCAAAGAUGCUGAAGGUGAGCAGUUUAUGAUUCACCCUACCCGUGGAACGAUUGUAUUUGGCCGGGACGAAAUCACUCCUCUACAGACCUUCGAUACUAACACGCAAAAGACUGUAAUCACCUGGACCAGAAAGUCUGGUUACACAUAUGCAGCAAGUUUCAGCGUUGUUUGGGAUUCUCAACUUGAACAACUUGGCGUGGAAUGCGCUGGUACUGUGCACAGUCGGGAUGGAGGCACAGUACCAUUCCAGGCCUUCAGCAAAGGAUAUCCCUCUAAAGGCGAUAAUAAUCCUCCAACCGGAAAUUUGUUAAAUCUCCAGCAGCAGCAGCAACAGGACCCAGCUAGCUCAGCGGGCUUAUGGAUAGGAAUGAUCGCUGGAUCAUUGACAAUAUUGUGCUUUGGUGUGGGCUGUAUCAAGUCCUGGCGCGGCAGGCGCCAGCAAAUCAGACAAGACCAAGCUGCCUACAAUUCUCUCAUCCAGUUUGCUGCGGGAUUAAGUGCUCGGGCCGCUCGCGAGAAGUACGGAGACCAUCGUGGUGCCACGGAAGAAGCAUUCCAAGACCUGGAGAGGCGCGUAGAAACCGACAUUAAGGACAAAAUAAGGGAAUUGACUCACCAAGACAAGAAUUUCUGGAAGAAAAUGGAAAACGAUGCAAAUUUUAAGAAAGAUACCAUGCAAGCCCUGUUUGAUGUGGCAAGUGACCGGGUGAAGAGGGAAGUUGAUCGUUUUGCUUCGGUGCCUACUGGACUUAUGCAGGAGCAGCUUGAUGGAAACCCAAUAUAUCAAGGCGUUACAACAGAGCAAAAACAUGAUAUCACCAUUGAAUUCGUGCAAGAGGAGCUUUCCAAUUUGGAAAACAACCUGGAGAAGCCUGGCGAGUCUGGUGAAUCAUACGUUGAAUCACUGUCACAUACUAUUCUCGAGAUACAGGAGAUUGCGGAAAUUGAGAAAUCACAGGAAACUGUUCUGAACGAAAGUCUGAAGAUUGAUCAUGAUAUAGCAGAGUCAGAAGCUGAGACAUCGAAGAGACAAAAGGAGUCUGACCAUUUACAGGAGGAGUUCAACAACGAGAAAAAUGAAGAGAUGAGAGAGAUCCGCAAGAAGGAGUUGGAUAAAGCGAACGACCGUCUCAAUGAAUCCAAGGAUAAAACGGAAAAUGAGGUCAAGAAGAGGGAAGAGAUCAAGUCUGAAAAAACAAAGCUAGAAACAGAGCAUAAGGAGAAGACUGAAAAGAAAGAAAAGUUGGAGAAGAAUGUUAAAGAAGCCAAAAAGGAGGUAUUCCAACGUAAAUUAGUUUUAUAG